Fusarium vanettenii 77-13-4 is the source of this 5575-nucleotide messenger RNA. RefSeq lists its product as uncharacterized. Gene Ontology annotation, cellular component: cytoplasm. Lineage: Eukaryota; Fungi; Ascomycota; Sordariomycetes; Hypocreales; Nectriaceae. Gene Ontology annotation, biological process: regulation of actin cytoskeleton organization; regulation of GTPase activity. Gene Ontology annotation, molecular function: calmodulin binding; GTPase activator activity; actin filament binding. The record is from RefSeq and is a predicted model, not a curated record. Bases 1 to 5070 code for a protein of 1689 amino acids. The transcript is spliced from 2 exons.
AUGUCGUUCCGCACUCACCAUUUCCAAACUCAACAUCUGCAUCAACCUCAACACCAUCUUCACAGUCAACCAUCUCCGCAAUCUCCUCCGCAUCCGCUUCGCCAGUCACAAACCAUCGACUUUGGCACCGCUACAUCACCCUCCAACCUCAACCGCUUUCCUUCGACAACAUCCUCAUCCGCGUCGUCUGGCUAUUCGCACGCCUCUGAACAUAGCCUCAACAGCGGGUACACAUCCGUCUCUAGUUCAGCCGGCUACGGUCAAACAGCUCCCGGUCAUAAACGUGCCCAGAGCGAUGUUAGAGCAAGAGCAAAGACUUUUGAAUCCGGGCAAAUGACGAGCCCCAAGAAAUCCAUCGACAAUCCCUACGGAUCCGUUCGACAAUCUCUUCGACCGCUUCCUCAGGCUCCUGCAGCCUCCCCGCCAGCUACACCUCCUCAUAAGUCGCCCCGCCAUGACCGUGGCAAGAGUAUCGAUAUAGGCAAAUUGUCCUUGUAUGAAGAUGGUCGUGCCUCACCUACUUCGCCUUCUCGACCAACAAUGAUGCGACCCAACUCGAUGCUUCUGACAAGAUCCGACUCAGUUCGCCCACCGUUGCCUCAUCAUGCUACGUCACCACACCAUGUGCAUGCGCAUAGCACAACCCUAGCUCGUGAUGAACUGGAAGGGUUGGGCAAGUCUUCGACAAGUCAGCUGAGGACGCUAUCUCGCCUAGUAUCAUCAGACGCGGCCGAUGACUUCACAAUCACCUCGCCUGCACAAGAAGUUGUUGGUUUGCGUGGUCGGCGCAGGUUACAACGGACAGACAAGACCAAUGGAGGUCGCGGCCAGAAGUCGACUGGCUAUAGCUGGGAGGGCCGAAAUUGGAUGGACAAGCAGCGUCAGUUCCUUCAAGCCUACGAAUAUCUCUGCCAUAUUGGUGAGGCCAAGGAAUGGAUUGAAGACGUCAUCCAAAAGAACAUUCCUCCUAUCGUUCAACUCGAGGAAGCCCUUCGCGACGGUGUUACUCUGGCCGAGGUUGUAGAGGCACUCAAUCCCGAUAGACGGUACCGAAUCUUUCAACACCCCAGGCUUCAAUACCGACAUUCCGACAACAUUGCCAUCUUCUUCCGAUACCUCGAUGAAGUGGAACUUCCGGAUCUGUUCCGCUUCGAGCUCAUUGAUCUGUACGAGAAGAAGAACAUCCCCAAGGUCAUUUACUGCAUUCAUGCCCUUAGUUGGCUCCUGUUUCGAAAAGGCAUAGUCGACUUCCGCAUCGGUAACCUCGUGGGUCAACUCGAGUUCGAGCACCAUGAGCUGGAGGCGAUGCAGAAGGGUCUCGACAAACUUGGAGCGAGCAUGCCCAGUUUUGGCAACAUGGGCGCUGACUUUGGCGUUCCGGAACCUGAGCCUGAGCCUGAAGAGACUGAAGAGGAGAGAAUCGACCGUGAGUUGGCAGAGAAUGAGGAGUCUAUCGUUGACCUACAAGCCCAGGUCCGAGGUGCCCUUGUUCGCGUGCGACUUGGCGAUGUCAUGCAAAGGCUCUGGGACGAGGAGGAGUGGUUGAUGGACCUCCAGUCCCGAAUCCGCGGCGACUUUACCCGGCAGAUUAUGGGAUACCGACUGGAGAUGAGAACCUUUGCUGUCAAGCUGCAGAGCGUAGCACGAGGCUUCUUGGUCCGGAGGAGGAUGGGUCGACGGGAUCAAAUCCUGGAAGCACUGGAGCCUGAUAUCCUCGAGUUGCAGAACAUGAUUCGGGCUAACAAGGUCCGAAAUCAGGUGCAAAACUUGACUUCCCAGCUCGAGGUGUGCGCAGGUCCCACCAGACAGAUCCAGGCCAUCGCGAGAGCCUUUCUGGUCAGGAAGAACCAUACCGCCCAGUACGAGGAGACCAAGGAGACGGCUGCUACUGUCCAGAAACUGCAGGCGGCUGUUCGCGGAGCAUUGCUUCGUGGAAAGAUGGAGCAAGAUCUUCAAGAGCUGGAUGCCCAAACACAUGCCAUCACCGACCUGCAGGCAGCGGCGAGAGCAUUGAUGACUAGAAAUGACAUUGGCCGCCAGCAAGAGCAACUCAAGGCUUUCGGUCCUCAGUGGACCUCUCUCCAGGCCUUUGCUCGGGGUCUCCGUGCUCGAAAGGAGACGGACGCAGUCAAGGCCGAGCUCGACAAGCACAUCAACGACAUUGGCAAGCUUCAGGCUUUUGCCCGUGCAGCAGCAGUUAGGAGAGAUGUCACGAGCUUGCUUGACGCCCUGCAAGAGAAUGAACCUGCUGUGAUUGACCUGCAAGCAUUCAUUCGAGGUGCUCUCGAACGAAAGCGAGUUGGAGCAGACUUGGAUGCGCUUGAAGAGCAAGAGCCUCAGAUUGUGGACCUCCAGAGCAAUAUCCGAGGAUUCUUGUACCGAAAACAACACCAAGCCUUCCUCGAUGAGCUGGCUUCCCACACACCGCAGAUUAUCGAUCUUCAGAGCAUUCUUCGAGCCAUGAUGGAGCGCGCUAGAGUCGAAGACAUCAUGGCAGAGCUGGAGCAAGAGGAGGAGUCAAUUGUCGAGUUCCAGGCCGCUGCCAAGGCCUUUAUCGUCCGGGCUCGAUUCGAAGAGAAGAGACGGUUCUUCAACGAGAACAUGCAAAAGGUCAUCAAGAUCCAGAGCUUUGUCCGUGCCAAGGUACAGGGUGAAGCUUACAAGAGCUUGACGACUGGCAAGAACCCUCCUGUCAACGCCGUCAAGAACUUUGUCCAUCUUCUCAACGAUAGUGACUUUGACUUCAACGAGGAAAUCGAGUUUGAGCGGAUCCGCAAGACAGUCGUCCAGCAAGUGCGACAAAACGAGCUUCUGGAGAACUAUAUUGACCAGCUCGAUAUCAAGAUCGCCCUCCUGGUCAAGAACAAGAUCACCCUGGACGAGGUUGUUCGACAUCAGCACAACUACGGAGGCAACUCGAUGGGCUUCCUCGCCAACAGCUCCAUGUCCUCUGCCAACCAGUUCGACCUCAAGGCCCUCAACAAGAGCUCAAGAAAGAAGCUUGAAUCUUACCAGCAACUCUUCUUCAACCUCCAGACCCAGCCCCAGUAUCUUGCUCGACUCUUCAAGCGUAUCCGGGAGCAAGGAACGGCUGAGAAGGAAUGCAAGCGCAUUGAGCUCCUUAUGAUGAGCCUCUUUGGGUAUGCCCAGAAGCGACGAGAGGAGUACUACCUUCUGAAGUUGAUUGCCCGUUCUAUCCGUGAGGAGAUUGCUGGAGCUAGAGCCGUCCAGGACUUUAUCCGCGGCAACUAUUUCUGGUCCAAGCUCCUCAGCAACUACACUCGCUCACCUCGCGACCGCAAGUAUCUUCGAGACCUUCUUGGCCCUCUUAUUCGGGACAACAUUGUCGAGGACCCGGCUCUCGAUCUGGAGAGUGACCCUAUGCAAAUCUACCGAUCAGCCAUCAACAACACCGAGUUGGCCACUGGUCGACCCGACCAAAGACCACUGGAUGUUCCCCGAGAAGUUGCCAUUCGCGAUCCUGAGACCCGACGACUCUUUAUCGAUCAUCUUCGAGACCUUCGAGAGAUCUGUGACCAGGUGUUUAUGGCUCUGGAAGACCUUCUUCACAAGAUGCCCUACGGUCUCCGCUUCGUGUGCAGUCAGAUCUUUGAGGGCCUGCGACAACAGUUCAAGCGGGAGUCCCCAGAGAGCCUUCUGCAGGUCGUUGCGAACUGGCUUUGGAGAUUCUACCUUCAACCGGCCGUGACGGCACCCGAGAACGUGGGUGUGAUCGAAAAGACUCUGAGCCCUCUGCAGAAGAGGAACCUCAGCGAGGUCGCCAAGGUCAUCAGCCAGGUUGCCUCUGGUCGACCUUUCGGCGGCGAGAAUGUCUACCUGCAGCCCCUGAAUGCCUUUAUCGCCGAUUCUAUCGAGCGUCUCGUCCAGAUCACCGGCGACCUCAUUGCUGUUCCCGAUGCUGAGAGGACGUUUGAUAUUGACGAGUUCAACGAUCUGUACGCCAAGAACAAGCCAACCCUGUACAUCAAGAUGACAGAUGUCUUUGCCAUCCACAACCUGGUGGCAUCGGAGCUUCAGACAAUAUGUCCCGGCCGUGAGGACGUUCUCCGGGAGAUCAUGCACGACCUCGGCAGUGCUAAGAACAACGAGAGCGAGAUGAACGCCGCCGGAUCCUCGGAUAUCCAGAUGUUUCUGACACCCAAGCUGCACGACAUUGACGACCCUGAGGCUGAUGUUAAGUCUCUGUUCAUGGAGACCAAGCGAUGCGUGCUGUAUAUUAUCCGCGUGCAGACUGGUACCAACCUGCUCGACAUCCUCAUCAAGCCCAUCUCCCCUGAGGACGAACACAAGUGGCACAUGCUGCUUCGUGACGACUUUUCUGAUGGCAGCAAUACCCGAGGAGCCUACUCCGACUCCAACAUGAUUGAUGUCACCCGGAUGUCGUACCAGGAGCUCAAGAGAACAGCGCUGGAGAAUGUGAUGAGGCUGGAGAAGCUGGGCCGCAUCUCCAAGCACAACUGCUACCAGGAUGUGCUCAACGCCAUCGCGCUUGAUAUCCGCACCAAGAGCCGUCGAAGAGUCCAGCGACAGCGAGAGUUGGAGGGUGUCCGCAUGACUCUUAGCAACUUGCACGAGAAGGCUAAGUACCUCGAGCAGCAGCGCAAGAGUUACGACGACUACAUUGAACAAGCGAUGAAGACCCUCCAGAACAAGAAGGGGAAGAAACGCUUCCUGCUCCCCUUCACCAAGCAGUACAACCACCAGCGCGAGCUUGAGCGCAGCGGUCGCGUGCCCAAGUUUGGCAGCUUCAAGUACAGCGUGCGCCAGCUCUCGGAGAAGGGUGUGCUCGUGUCGUGGACCGGUGUGGGCGAGCGCGACAUGGGCCAGAUCAACCUGACCAUCUCGUGCGACGAAGUGGGCGUCUUCAGCCUCGAGGGCUCACGAGGACACAUCCAGAUCCCCGGUGCCAGCGCCCUGGUGCCCAUCGAGGACCUCCUGCAGGCUCAGUUCGAGUCGCACCAGUUCAUGACGCUUUUCGAGGGCAACCUCAAGCUCAACGUCAACCUGCUGCUGCAUCUGCUGUACAAGAAGUUUUACCGAACGCAGUAAAGCGAGAUUCAUGUAUACUUUUUCUUUUCUUCAUUGGCUGCCCCUGGAGGGAAAAGCGACUGUUCAGGCUGGCCAAGUUCAGGGGGGAGGAUAUACGUACGAGACUGGAUGAAGCAUUGCAAUCGGCGCGAUGACAGGGUAUUGCGCAAAUGCGUGUUGUUUUUUGACUUGUUUUAUCUUUUUGUUUUCAGGUUGCUCUGCGUGGGAGGAGAUGGUGGAAGCGCUCAAGAGGCAUGAACUGCAAACGACGACGACAACCGAAAAAAUACUCACGACGGGCAUUCAUUGGGACAAAGCGGAGUAGGGAAGGCAAGGGAAAGGGAAAGGGAUGGAAGGGGAAACAGAGAGAAUUGUUGAUGCUUUUUUUGUGUUGAUGCCUUUGAAAGGGAGAAACAGGGACGGUCGCUUCGGAUGGUGUGUGAAGGGAUUGAUUGAUUGAAUUACUAGGAUAUCGUUUCUGAUUGGCAUAAUGUAUGAAAAUGGCAUUAGAGCCUAUUAUCAAGCG